AGGACUUGGAGCUGGUCCUCGCCUUGAGGAAGCAGUGGCUUGUUUUCAAGAAGCCACUCUGUUCUAAGAAUCUACUCAGCAUGCCUAAUCAAGGAGAAGACUGCUAUUUUUUUUUCUAUUCUACAUGUACCAAAGGUGACAGCUGUCCAUUCCGUCACUGUGAGGCUGCACUAGGAAAUGAAACUGUUUGCACAUUAUGGCAAGAAGGACGCUGUUUCCGACAGGUGUGCAGGUUUCGGCACAUGGAGAUUGAUAAAAAACGCAGUGAGAUUCCUUGUUACUGGGAAAAUCAGCCAAUGGGAUGUCAGAAACUAAACUGCGCUUUCCAUCACAACAGAGGACGCUAUGUUGACGGCCUUUUCCUACCUCCAAGCAAAACUGUGUUGCCUACUGUGCCUGAGUCACCGGAAGAGGACGUGAAGGCUAGCCAGCUCACAGUUCAGCAGAACAAACUGUCUGUCCAGUCUAAUCCCUCCCCUCAGCUGCGAAGUGUCAUGAAAGUAGAAAGUUCAGAAAAUGUUCCCAGCCCUACGCAUCCACCAGUGGUGAUCAACGCUGCAGAUGAUGACGAAGACGAUGAUGAUCAGUUUUCUGAGGAAGGUGAUGAAACCAAAACAUCUACCCUGCAACCAUCUCCUGAAGUUCAUAACGGAUUAAGAAUGGCUUCUGCCCGGAAACCUGGGGUCAGUGUAAAACAAGGUGAAUGUUUGAAUUUUGGAAUAAAAACUCUUGAGGAAAUUAAAUCAAAGAAAAUGAAAGAAAAAUCCAAGAAGCAAGGUGAAGGUUCUUCAGGAGUUUCCAGUCUUUUACUCCAACCACAGCCCAUUCCAGGUCCUGAAAAAGAGAACGUCCGGACUGUGGUGAGGACAGUAACUCUGUCCAGCAAACAAGGAGAAGAACCUUUGGUAAGAUUGAGUCUAACCGAGAGACUGGGGAAACGAAAAUUUUCAGUAGGUGGCGACAGUGAUCCUCCGUUGAAGCGUAGCCUUGCGCAAAGGCUAGGGAAGAAAGUUGAAGCCCCAGAAACUAACACUGACAAAACACCAAAGAAAGUUCAAGUUUCCAAGUCUCUGAAGGAGCGAUUAGGCGUAUCAGCUGGUCCAAACAGUGAAGAGGCAGCGGAGAGAGUUACUAAAGUCGGUGAGAUCCACGUGAAGACAUUAGAAGAAAUUCUUCUUGAAAGAGCCAGUCAGAAACGUGGAGAAUUGCAAACUAAACUCAAGACAGAAGGACCUUCAAAAGUUGAUGAUUCUGCUUCGGGAACAAGAACCUCCUCCAAUGUCCGGAUCAAAACGUUCUCUGAGGUCCUGGCUGAGAAGAAACACCGGCAGCAGGAAGCAGAGAGGCAAAAAAGCAAGAAGGAUAUAACCUGCAUCAAGCUUAAGACUGAUAAUGAAAUUAAAAAAAUAGUGGUUUUGCCACCUGUAGUGGCUGGCAGAGGACAGCCAGAGGAGCCCGCAGGCCGCGCAAAGUCCAUGCAGGAGGUGCGAAUCAAGACGCUGGAGGAAAUCAAACUGGAGAAGGCGCUGAGGGUGCAGCAGGGCCCGGAAAGCUGCGCCAGCGCCCAGCCCCAGCCCGAGGCCGCCGCAGGGGCCAGGCGGCUUCUCCGCAUCACUAAGAAAACAGGUAUAAAAGAAGAGAAGAAGGUUCAGGAAGAAAGUGACGUUGCUUCUCAGAGCAGUGUUACUAGAGCAGAGGCUAAAGAGGCUUCAUACGAGACCACAGCAGUUGACAUCACUAAAAUUCAAGUCAAGAGAUGUGAGACAAUGAAAGAAAAGCAUGUGCAAAAAUUGCCGGAGAGGGGACCCUCACAGAAGGAGAAAUCAAUUUUCAAGUCCUUUUGGGGAAAUUUACACUCUUGCAAUAUCCAGUUAGCAGAGAACCCCGUGCUCACUACUGUGCCAGGCGUCACACGGCACCUGACUAAGCGGCUUCCCACAAAAUCAAACCAGAAGGCAGAGGUAGAAACCUCAGGGAUUGGGGACUCAAUAUUGAAUGUGAAAUGUGCAGCACAGACCUUGGAAAAAAGGGGUAAAGCUAAACCUAAAGUGAAUGUGAAGCCAUCUGUAGUUAAAGUUGUCUCAUCACCCAAAUUGGCCCCCAAACGCAAGGCAGUGGAGGUGCACCCUGCUGUCAUUGCAGCUGUGAAGCCUCUCAGCUCCAGCAGUGUCCUGCAGGAAAGCCCAGCCAAAAAGGCAGCUGUGGCUGUGGUCCCACUUCACUCGGAGGACAGAUCAGUCACUGUGCCUGAGACAGAGAAACCUAGAGACAGUUUUGUGCUGCCUCCAACUCAGUCCUCUGCAGAUCCCUCCCCACCAGAAGUAUCUGGCCCUUCCUCAUCCCAGAUGGCCACAAAAACUCGCCGCCUCAGCUCUGCCUCAGCAGGAAAGCCCCCGCUCUCCAUGGAGGAUGAUUUUGAGAAACUAAUAUGGGAGAUUUCAGGGGGCAAAUUAGAAGCUGAGAUUGACUUGGAUCCUGGGAAAGAUGAAGAUGACCUUCUGCUUGAGCUGUCAGAAAUGAUUGACAGCUGAAGAUGGUAGCAGAACAUUCAGAACAAAAAAAAACUCGCCAAAAAAUUGGACUUGGUUUCAUCUAUUGUAAUAUUUAUCCAAAAUUAUCAUUUCUUUAGCCUAGAAUUUGCCCCAAAUCAGAAAUAUACCUCUAAUUACCCUUGUGUGUCUGGAUUCCUUGGGGUCAGAUUUUUAAAGUCCUUUGAUAAUCACUUUGUCCAUUUGACGCCAUUGUUUAGCAUCUUGAGAAAGAAGUCUGUCUUCACCCCUCCCCACAGGCAGACUGAGCGGGAGGCCCAAGUGGAGGGACACAAGAGAACUUAGUGACUCCUUGAGGUGUUUGUCAGUUUUGUUUUUUCCCCCUUUGCUGUGUUACUUCUUUUAUGUGUUGUCUGAUUGUACCUGUUGUUACCAGAGUUUGAAAAGGAUAAAGAUAGCUGCUACCACUAAGGACCAAAUUUUGUGCCACCUCUAUAAACAAAACAGUCCACCUAGUCUGUGUUAAAUUGUAUGUCUUUUAAAAGGUAUUUGGAGAUUGAACUAAGCUUUUAGAGACAGCUGAGCGGCUCAGGAAACUGUAAUCUGGACAUAACUUUUUGGACCUGAUGUUCAUGCUUCUGCUGUUCUGUAAGCCUCUGAAGAGCAGUAGCUGAUUUAUUAUUACUGUAAUUUUUUUAAGGCUUUAAAGUGCCUCAGGGGUCCUCUGAAACUAAUUUUCUAUUUCUGGGAUUCCGUGGAUUCUUAAUAAGAGAUGGUGACAUAAUGAUUACAGGAAUUUUUUUUUUUAAUAAGGAAGUUGUCCCUUCAGUACUUGCCUCCUACUAGCAUUGAAUUAUCACAGGAAUAAAAAUUGGUUAAUUCUUUGUUUCUGACUCUCCUAGCAGACUCCUCUUGCCCAGUAUUUAUUUGGCGCCCUUUAAGCAGCCUGAGGACGGGAAUGAACUCAAGCCGCCGCUGCUUGUCCGGGAACUGUAGCAUUGUGAACGGGGUUGUUGGGGUGCUCUGGGGGUGUAUUGUAUACCUGCCAGUUUUCUUCGUUUCUUAAUUGAAUAUUCGUUUCUUGAUGUUGGUCUCCUUUAUAUCACCUCAAGGUUUAGACUUACUUGAGAAGGAACAAGCAUGAUGGGGAUAAUAGUCUUGAAAGGAGACUUGUUGUAAAUAAUCAACAGGAAGAGGAAGGAGCGACCUGCCCAUUCUGGUGUUUCGCUGUAGUGGGCCAGUGUUGUUUCUCGUGGGGAAGCCUGACCCGCCUGUCAUGUUGGCUCCUAAGGAACUGCUGUUGUAAGCGGCUCAUCAAGAGUUGAACUGCAUGUAGCCUUGUUGAGAACGUGGAAAAGGAAGAAAGCCACAGGACUGCCCACAAUAGUCUUGGGAAGAUCUGGAUGAUUCUACACAAGCAAAAGUGACUUGAAGUUUAUGUAUAGACACUUCUCUACCAGUCCAUCUUCAGCUGACUGAGUGCUGUCUAACAGCCCUUCUCCAAAGCUGGGGUGGAGUGUUCUGACUUCACCACAGGUUUUCUACUCAUUUUGUUUUUGGAAUCAGCUUGUAGAUUCCAGGUCCCUUUUGUAUAUAAUCUUUAUUCUUUUGCUUUUUAAAAAAUGAUUUUGUUUCAUAUUUAAAGCCCUGUAGUAGUCAGUGAUUCAUGUUCUGCAUUGUUUGAACCAUUUGCCAUUACAGAAAGAGAAAUACUUACUUGUGUUUUAAAUAAAACUGGUGUAGGAAAGUCUUGAUGUCGUGAGUUUAGUGGUCAUACAUCACUUCAACCUGCGAUCUGCCUUGGUAGAGGCCCAGUUAGAAUGUUGUUGGCCUUUUGUGUAAGUGAUCCAGUUUCACAGAGAUUAUUUGGCUUUAGAGACCUUUUACAAGGACCCAUGGCCAAACUUUCCCACAAAUAUGCUCAGUUUUAGCUGCAUCUGCUUUAGAUAAGAAUAAAUAUAUGUGAGUUUUUUCAGACACUGAUACAUAGCCAUUAUUGUAAUGAAGUAAUGUUAUUAAUCUCUUAAAAGAGAGAGUUUAGAAGUGAUUUUAAAUGGAUUCAACAAUUUAGAAUUUUCAAGCAUAUAAAAAUUUUAAUUCAGGAAAGGCCAAGGUUUUUUUCAGUAUGCCAAUUUUUUGUUAGGGGAAUACAUAUAAAUUUGUUAGCUACCAAAGAACAUAGAUUUUUCCAAAAGUAGUCUAAAACUAGUCCCCAGAUGAUGGUUUUCAAUUCUAACAGGAAAAGGGCCCCAAUUUUACAGAAUUUAGCCAUAGCCAGAAAUUUCAAGAUAACUUGCAACUCAUGUAUUUGUUUUAAAUAGUCUAAGUUCUGGCCUUAACCUCAAAGUCCAAUGGGUCCGCUCUCUCGUAUGACCAGAACAUAGUUUAUUUUCAUCUCGACCAAUCUUUGAAUCCACUAUAGAUAUGACUGAUGUUUAAUAAUUACAGUUUCAGAAAUAAAGCUUGUUUUCUAUAUUGA
This is a messenger RNA of Camelus dromedarius (Arabian camel), 4968 nucleotides long. It is a transcript of the gene ZC3H11A, whose product is annotated as zinc finger CCCH-type containing 11A. Bases 81 to 2531 code for a protein of 816 amino acids. Gene Ontology annotation, molecular function: metal ion binding. The record is from RefSeq and is a predicted model, not a curated record. Gene Ontology annotation, biological process: poly(A)+ mRNA export from nucleus. NCBI's taxonomy places the organism in Eukaryota, Metazoa, Chordata, Mammalia, Artiodactyla, Camelidae. The transcript is spliced from 16 exons.